GCAAAUAUUGUUGUAACGUAAAAGGGAGAACAAUAAUACCGGGAAAAUGAAUACAUAUGAACUGUAAAUCCAAAUAAUAACGAUUUGUAAUUCUUUAAAAGUUGACUAGUAACAACUAACGUACAAUUCGCGAGUUUACCCGACCCAUCCGUUUUACUGGCUUGCUAGCUAACGUUAUGCUAAGUUAGCUAGCUAACCUGCAACAACACGCCGCCGUUGUGGGAAGAAAAACAAGCUCAGCGGGCAUUCGUUGGUUAUUUUUUGGUGGCUGUGUGAUCACUGGCAGAGAUCAAUACACCAGCUUGGAGAAUCUGCAGAGGAUUUGCUACUUCGUAUUGUGACACAUUUUCGUCAGAGACACAUCUGACGCCUUUCACCAACAGUCAGAGCUCCCCUUUCCCCCUAUUCCCCCUGUGACCCCACCCUGACACCCCAGCAUGAACGACAUCAGUGUGGUCAGAGAGGGCUGGCUCCAUAAGAGGGGAGAGUACAUUAAGACGUGGAGGCCGCGGUACUUCAUCCUGAAGAGUGAUGGCUCCUUCAUCGGCUACAAGGAGAAGCCAGAGAUGUCGUCCGACCACAGCCUCCCACCCCUCAACAACUUCUCUGUGGCAGAGUGCCAGCUGAUGAAGACAGAACGGCCCAGGUCCAACACGUUUGUCAUCCGCUGCCUACAAUGGACCACAGUCAUAGAGCGCACCUUCCACGUGGAGAGUAACGAGGAAAGGGAGGAAUGGAUGCGGGCGAUCCAAGCGGUGGCCAACGGCCUGAAGACGCGAGAGGAAGAGGCGCCCAUGGACAUCACGUUUGGCUCCCCCAGCGACUGCAGCGGAAUGGAGGAGAUGGAGGUGGCCAUGUCCAAGUCCCGCAACAAAGUGACCAUGAGUGACUUUGACUACCUGAAGCUGCUGGGGAAGGGGACAUUUGGUAAGGUGAUCCUGGUAAAGGAGAAGGCCACAGGGAUGUACUACGCCAUGAAGAUCCUGAGGAAAGAAGUCAUCAUCGCUAAGGAUGAGGUAGCACACACGGUAACAGAAAGCAGAGUCCUUCAGAAUACGAGGCAUCCCUUCUUAACGACACUGAAAUAUGCAUUUCAAACACAUGACCGGCUAUGCUUUGUGAUGGAGUAUGCAAACGGAGGAGAGCUGUUCUUUCACUUGUCGCGGGACCGCGUGUUCACAGAAGACCGGGCACGGUUCUACGGUGCAGAGAUUGUAUCUGCGCUGGAGUACCUCCACUCACAGGACGUUGUCUACAGAGACCUUAAGCUGGAGAACUUAAUGCUGGAUAAAGAUGGACACAUAAAGAUCACAGAUUUUGGACUGUGUAAAGAGGGAAUCACAGACGGGGCUACCAUGAAGACCUUUUGUGGUACUCCAGAAUACCUUGCACCUGAGGUAUUAGAGGACAAUGACUAUGGCCGAGCGGUGGACUGGUGGGGUCUGGGUGUGGUUAUGUACGAGAUGAUGUGCGGUCGACUACCCUUCUACAACCAGGACCAUGAGCGGUUGUUUGAGCUCAUUCUCAUGGAGGAGAUCCGCUUUCCCAAGAACCUGGCCCCCGAGGCCAAGGCCCUGCUUGCUGGCCUGCUCAAAAAGGACCCCAAGCAGAGGCUUGGAGGUGGACAAGAAGAUGCCAAAGACGUGAUGACACACAAGUUCUUCACCACCAUCAACUGGCAGGACGUGGUAGAGAGGAAGCUCUUGCCUCCCUUCAAGCCCCAGGUGACGUCGGAGACGGACACGCGCUACUUUGACGAUGAGUUCACGGCACAGACCAUCACCGUAACGCCCCCGGACAAGUACGACAGCUUAGACGCAGAAGACCAGGACCAGCGAACACACUUCCCUCAGUUCUCUUACUCCGCCAGCAUACGGGAGUGACCUCUCUCUCUCACACACACACACUCACAUGAGCAGGCAGGCUAACACACGUUCACACACACUUGCACUGCUGGGGAAUUGGGAUGACACAAACACACACACAAACUGACACACUCUCAAACAAACACACACACAAACUGACACACUCUCAAAUAAACA
Molecule: messenger RNA, 2042 nt
Organism: Coregonus clupeaformis (lake whitefish)
Lineage: Eukaryota; Metazoa; Chordata; Actinopteri; Salmoniformes; Salmonidae
Gene: akt2
Product: v-akt murine thymoma viral oncogene homolog 2
Exons: 12
Coding region: 438-1883 (481 amino acids)
Biological process (GO): protein phosphorylation
Molecular function (GO): ATP binding; protein serine/threonine kinase activity
Source: RefSeq, a predicted model, not a curated record